AUGGCUUCCUACUUGACUGGCAGUGAGGCCUUUACUCGCGAGAACCAGACCUCGGCUCAUACAAAUGCGGCCCAGCAAACACCUUGGGCCGACAAGUACCGUGGGGCCACCGUCGAAGAUCUCGAUCCUCCUCCUGCGCUGUCCGUCUCCCCUAAUGACCCCAUUUCCGCCGCCCUGAUGGCCGCAUACGAACGCGACUACACCCACCUCACCGUCAUCUCCGCCACAAAGCGAUCCCUCCUCGGCUACCUGAGCAUCCCCAGACUCAAGGAGCUGAUCCAGAAUGGCACAGUCAAGGAGGCCGAUCCGGUCUCCGCAGCCAUGCAACGCUUCAACCGUAAGCGCGGCAUCUACCAGGUCAUCACCAUGGAGACACCGUUGGAGGAACUGGAGCAAUUCUUCGAGAGUCAGACCGGCGCCAAUGGCGACCACCGCGAGAAGCAGCAGUUCGCCGUCGUGACAGAUGCUGGCCGCAAGUUUGUUCUCGGUGUUGCUACCAAGGCGGAUCUGGAGGAGUUCGUCAAGCGACGACCCUGA
Penicillium argentinense is the source of this 537-nucleotide messenger RNA. RefSeq names its product putative cystathionine beta-synthase (beta-thionase). The transcript has 2 exons. Bases 1 to 537 code for a protein of 178 amino acids. Lineage: Eukaryota; Fungi; Ascomycota; Eurotiomycetes; Eurotiales; Aspergillaceae. The record is from RefSeq and is a predicted model, not a curated record.